Sander lucioperca (pikeperch) is the source of this 2257-nucleotide messenger RNA. It is a transcript of the gene grtp1a, whose product is annotated as growth hormone regulated TBC protein 1a. The coding region runs from base 588 to 1667 and encodes 359 amino acids. The transcript is spliced from 8 exons. The record is from RefSeq and is a predicted model, not a curated record. NCBI's taxonomy places the organism in Eukaryota, Metazoa, Chordata, Actinopteri, Perciformes, Percidae.
GUUCCGGGAAUCCCUCGAAAGCAGCAUUAGGUCUGAUUGGCGUGCGUCCUGGGACAAACGUCACGAGUCCGAAAUCUUCCAUUGAGUAGUAGUUGGUCCGGACAAGAGGAGUGGAAGUGACUUGUAUUUGGAUUACAUUGGGUUGCGUUCGUGUAACUGUUAUUAUAGCUUGGCUAGUUAACGUUAACACUCAGAGGAGCAAGCAGCAGGUGCAUGUGGAUGGCGAUUAAACUCAAUGCAAAGUCCGCUCUCUCCACGCGGCGUAUCCAUAAAAUAUUGAAAGAAUCGAACUAAAAAAAGUACUUGGUUUCGUGAGAAGCGUAAGAAUGCAUUUCGCGGCUUUCCCCUUUCGAGAAUAGCAUGUUAAGCCAAGAAAAAGCAGCGUCUUUCCGUCCCGACUCUCCUCACGCAAACAUGGAGAAAAGUUCAAAGUGAACGUUAACGGUAACUUACCUCAACUGUGACGUCGACAUUCAUGUUAGUUGUAAACUUGGUUUGGUCUUUUUUUUGGAGAAAAACAACACGGCGGAUACAUGGUGAGACUCUAGCACACAUAUUCUCAGGCUAUCACUGGAGCAGAAGAGGCAAUGGAGAAGAAGAACAAGGCGACCGAUCGGACCCUCUCCCCGGUUGACGGUAGAGCCAAAGACAGAGUGGACAGCGUGGAUCCGUAUGGCUUUGAGCGCUCAAAGGACUUUGAUUACGAGUCAUACGAGGAGCUCAUGUCUGAGUAUCUAGUUGUGCUCACCCGACGAUCCAUCAAGUGGUCCAAACUACUGAAGGGCAAACGCAAGGUGCAGAAGAAUGUGAAACUAAAGCGUUAUGUACGUAAGGGGAUUCCCAAUGAGCACCGGGCUCUGAUCUGGAUGGCAGCCAGUGGGGCCCAAGACCAGCUAGAGAGGAACCCAGGAUACUACCAGUCCUUGCUCCGAGCCGAGCAUGACCCCAAGCUGGUGGAGACCAUCUGCACAGACUUGAACAGAACAUUUCCAGACAACGUCCAGUUCCGCAAGACAUCCAACCCAUGUCUGCAGAAAGCUCUGUACAAUGUGCUACUGGCUACUGGCUACCACAACCCAGUUGUGGGCUACUGUCAGGGGAUGAACUUCAUAGCUGGGUAUCUUCUUAUCAUCACAAAAGAUGAAGAGAAGUCCUUCUGGCUGAUGGAAGCACUACUCGGUAGAAUUUUACCUGACUACUACAGUCCAGUCAUGCUGGGGCUCAAGACGGACCAGGAGGUGUUAGGGGAACUGGUGAAAGUUAAAAUCCCCGGAGUCUGGCAGACCAUGAUGGAUCAUAAUGUCAUGUGGACCCUGGUGGUCUCCCGAUGGUUCAUCUGUCUCUACAUAGAUAUCUUGCCAGUAGAGACAGUUUUGCGGAUUUGGGAUUGCCUGUUCUACGAGGGCUCUAAAAUCCUGUUCCGUGUAGCUCUCACACUGAUCCACCACAACCAGGCUCUGAUUCAACAGGCCCAGUCACUGCCGGACGUCUGCCAAAACUUCAAGCAGAUCACCCAUGGGCCAUUUGUUGAUGAAUGCCACACUUUCAUGCAGAAAAUCUUCACUGAACCAGGAAGUCUCUCCAUGGCAACCUUGACUAAGCUGCGGGCGACAAUUCGAUCUCGCAUUAUUACGGAAGAACUCGGCCCAACUGAUCCUGAAAAUUAAUACACAUUCCACUAAGGAUGAGCACCUUAUUUUUUUAUUUUUUUUUUACUGAACUAAUGGCAGUGACUUCUACGGUACAUACGGUCGAGUUUGUGUCUUAAACAUUUUCCUUCAGGCUAUCAUGCUGCCCAAGUGUAAAUAUAUGGUGAGAGGAGAAUAUUCUUAGCAAUGUGCUGUAUGAGCUGACGAUUCCAUUUGAAAUGUAGUUUCUUCUUCUUUUGUUAAAUAAUGCACUUUACUCCAGAAAGUCAGCGACACUGUAGAGAGAAAGCUUGGCAGAGGUCAGCUCAGAUAAAUAAUGUGUUGCACAGUGUGAGGACAGCCAGGAGGCCUACUGCAUUUCACGUCAAAUGGUUGAUUGACAAAACUCCAUGCUGGCACUACCUUCUGUGAAGUCGAAUGUGAAUUCUACUGAUUACAUGACAAGAAACAUAUUUUGUUAAACAAUUUAAAAUCGUUGUACUUAUUGGUUGUGUUCAGGUUUUGAGCAAAUGUAGUAGUUCCUAGUAGACCUCGUAGACCGUUAAUUCAAGUGCACUAUGAUGAAAUGAUUCUAAGUAUAAUUGAAAGGGCUGCUCUCUAUAAAAAAA